CAUGCCAGACCAUGCCAGACCAUGUCAGACUAUCAUAUUACAACCAUACAACUAUACAACUCUACAGUACUACUAUACAGCUGUCUCCAUGUACCUCAUCACUCUAUUCUGUAUGAGACUGUACUGUUGCAUUCCCUCGGUAAUGUGACUAUUCUGUUCUGUUCUGUACUGCUCCUGUACGAUAUACAUAUCCCCAGGCAUAGCAUCAUCACUAAAUGCACCAUCGGACACCCGUCGACAAGGAAUCGUCCUCUUUUUCCUUCAUAAUCCCCAGUCUCUUACCGCCUUACUGCCAUGCACUUGGAAUCCCCUCAUCCGUUCCUUCCUCCGUCACAUAAUCCCUUGGCUUCACCACACCCCCCACCCCUCCCACUUACUUUGUUGACCUUCAUCCCAUCUUCGCCGAAACUUCCGAUUUCUCAUGACUCUUUUAACACCCCUCCGUCCUCCUUCACUAUCCCCACUCACUCUUCUCCCUCAUCCACUUCCCUCUCACAAUAAUAUACUACUGAAAUCCAACACCGUCUUAUUACCUUAUCACCUUCUUACACUACCUAAAACAUAUUGACAAAUUGACAUAUGGUCCUUGCCUACCCACCAGACAAGCGAUAACCACCACUCACCAUUCCCUUGAACCUAACAAUACACACUGUCAAACAGCCACAUAUGAGGACCUGCCCGGAAUUUACCAAGGCAGCCCCGGCUCUGCUGGUGCUAUUCUUCGCUAUAGCGGCCUCUGCACACGGGGAUGAAACUCAUAUGGAUAUGGGCAUGACGGCCACUGGCGCUGGUGUGCCGCUGGGCGCCACUCCAUCUAAUGCGACGCUGGAGGUGCCUCCAAGUUACUUCCGACACCCAGAAUACUCACAUUUGAUCCUCGCUCACAUUGCUCUGAUGACAAUUGCUUGGGUCUUUGUGCUUCCAAUUGCUGUAAUGCUCUCCAUUUCCCGCUCCAGACUGAACCUCUUAGCCCAAUCUGGCUUUUUUAUAAUAAAUUUGGGAGGAGUUAUACUGGCGAUGCUCUACAACAGCAGAACGCCGGAUUUAUACCCCCAUAACGCGCACCACACGAUCGGGUGGCUGCUCACUUGGGUCACCGUUGCGCAGAUAUGCCUGGCUCUAAUAACAGCAUCUGCUAGGCUGCGAGGAGGGAGCAGAAACUCCGAGGAACAACUACCCUUUAUCCAAAGCUUGCAGCAGUCUGUGGGGGGGCAUCAAUGGGCAAACGCUGCAGAGAAUUCCCCAGGAUAUCGAUUCUCGGACGAUAGUGGGCAUGGAACGGAACAGAACGAUGAAUCCCUCAGAGGCAACUCGUCUUCCUCAUUGGAAGAUGACCGAGAUGUCAUGAACGGUAUAAACCGGAAGUAUUACGAGGGUGAGGCUGAUGACCUAGCUCCGAGUCCAAAAAAGAGAAGCCGACAUGUACUCGUGAUGAAGAGGUUGCGUGCUGUUCUUUUAGGCAAAGUACCUCUGUAUAUCUCUUCGCGCGUGACUGGUUUACUUCGCAUAUUCGAGGCUAUCAUCACACGCACGAUAUUGAUACAAGGAUUUGUGGCUAUAACCACUGGAGCUGUGACAUAUGCCGGAAUUUUUAGAGGAAGGGAUGUGUUUUCUGGGCUUGCCCAUUUCAUCAAGGGCGGAGUGUUCUUCUGGUACGGAAUACUCACGUUAGGCCGCUGGGCCGGAAGCUUUGCAGACCGUGGUUGGGCUUGGAAUAUAAAACCUAGAACUACUGGCAAGUCGGAGAACGCGAACACCAUCUCCGCAGAAUUCGUGGAAAGCUUCCUUAUUUUCUUCUAUGGGUCUACGAAUAUAUUUCUAGAGCACCUGAAUGCAUGGGGCGAAGCAUGGAGCGCGCAAGACAUGGAACACAUCUCCAUCACAAUAAUGUUCAUUGGGGGAGGACUGUGCGGAAUGUUAAUCGAGUCGACCAGAAUCCGAAACCUGUUGAACAUCAACACUCCGAAAAUUUCCCUUAAUAGGCCAGUCGACAGCCCAUCUAUGGAAGGCGAAGACGAGGAAUCAAGCUGGCAGCCCCCCAAAAGCUACAAGAUCUCGAUGAACCCCAUUCCGGCAUUGAUGGUGCUCCUCUUGGGGAUAAUGAUGAGCUCUCACCACCAAAGCUCGAUGGUCUCGACUAUGAUCCACAAGCAGUGGGGAACCCUUUUGAUGGGCGCUUCCUUUGCUAGAGGGUUGACGUAUAUUAUUUUCUACUUGUCACCACCAACGUCGUUUUUGCCUUCGCGACCACCCUCAGAGCUCAUCACAGCUUUCUGCCUUAUGGCUUGCGGUCUCGUAUUCAUGGCCAGUAGCCGUGAUACAGUUGUAUCGAUGGAAUAUAAUAACCUGGAUGCCAUGUUUGUAUUCACCGUGACAAUGGGUCUCGUGAGCUUCCUCAUGGCAUGGAUCAUCCUCAACGUUGCAGUCAAGGGCUGGGCUGUACAGAAGGAGAGGAGGUGCAGUAGACUUUAAGUUAGCGGCGCCAUGGCCAUAGCGGUGACUUUUCUGACCCCACCAAAAUCCAGAGCAAGAACACCAAACUACAAACUUGGAAAAUCACAAAUAAUUCAAUUACUACAGUGCCAACUCAUCUAAAUCGCUAUCAUAUAGCUCUUCUUCACUCUCUUCAUCUAUAUCCUCAAUUGUAGCUUCAUUAAUAAGUCGUGGUAUUGUUCUAGACCUCUGUGAAGCUGUUGCUGU
Molecule: messenger RNA, 2700 nt
Organism: Pseudogymnoascus destructans
Lineage: Eukaryota; Fungi; Ascomycota; Leotiomycetes; Thelebolales; Thelebolaceae
Exons: 7
Coding region: 667-2472 (601 amino acids)
Source: RefSeq, a predicted model, not a curated record